AUGGGUGGACAAGUAGAUGAGAAGAAGCAAGGCAGCUUCGUCAACAAUCGGUUACAAGAAGAUUCCGAUGUGUCGCUACGAGGAGAGGAGCAACCAGAAUGGAAUCUGGCCGACGAGCUGAGAGUUCGUACAAAAGUAGAUAUGACCGUAUUACCACUCCUUUUCCUCGGUUUGCUAGUUUUCCAACUUGAUCGAAUGAACAUUGCAAGUGCCCUUACGGGAGGGUUUGCAACAGAUAUCGGUGUCACUCAAUCCACAAUUAAUCUAGGAAACCAGCUGAUGUUCAUGAGUAUUGUCAUCUUUGAGAUUCCAUGCAACAUGGCGCUACAGCGUGUUGGUCCACGCAAAUGGAUAUCUGCCCAAGUAUUUGCAUUCGGAUUUAUCGCCAUAAUGCAAAUAUUUAUAAGAAAUAGAGGAGGGUUCCUUGCUACCCGUGUUCUUCUUGGAUUUGCUGAAGCCGGUUACAUCCCUGGAGCAUGCUAUACCCUAUCUACCUGGUACACGAGGCGAGAGCUAGCCAAAAGAGUAGCCAUAUUCUUCUUCGGCAUGUUUGGCGGCAACGCGAUCAGUCCCCUUCUUGCAUCUGGUAUUCUGCAGCUAGAUGGCCAUAGAGAUCUUCGAGGAUGGCAGUGGCUUUUUUUACUUGAGGGUCUUUUUACAAUCUCCGUUUCCAUCGUCUUAUUGCUUUUCCUCCCGGGUUCACCUUCUCAUCCAGAGCCUCUAUUGAUCUCUGGAAUAAUUAAAUUCUCAGAUUCUGAAUCAAAGAUAUUGCUCAAGCGUCUUGAGAAAGAUGGCGAUAAUGAUCGAAGCGGACAGGGCCUCAAAAAAAUUCCUCUGUCAAUUGUGUGGAGCACAGUAUCUCACUACCGCCGGUGGCCGCAUUUUGUCUCAACAUUCGUCGUCUUCUCGACGUGGAGUCCUUUGACCACAUAUACGCCAUCAAUCAUCAUGUCGCUAGGCUUUGAUAGAACCAAAGCAAAUGCUCUGGCUGCAGUCGGCGCAUUUCUCGCACUUGCUGUUGUAUUCUUAUUUGCGUUUAUAAGCGAUCGCACCAAUCAACGUGGUGCAUCUGUAAUUGCAGCUCAGACAUGCUACUUAGUCACAUUGAUUGUUGCUCGCCAGCUUCAGCCUCACGUGGGGAAAUGGUCGCGGUGGGGUUUGUGGACGGCUGUCAAUAGCUUCGCCGUUGGCUAUCAUCCGGUUCACAACUCGUGGGUUCAGCUUAACUGUACUGAUCCCAGAGAGAGGAGCAUUAGCAUUGCCAUGUGGGUUAUGUCUGCUAUUAGUGGUCUUAUGGCAGGAGCGCAAUACUUUCAAGCAGAUGAUAAGCCACUCUACUCAACUGGAUUACGCACCAUGAUCAUCAUGGUCUCCAUAGGAAUCGCGAGCGCAAUAGUCCAAAUUAUUGUUUAUGUACGACACAAUCAGAGAGCUGCCGAAGGAAAGAGCCAAGAGGCAGCUGGAUCUAGUCCUAGGAUAUACGUACCAUGA
Trichoderma virens Gv29-8 is the source of this 1491-nucleotide messenger RNA. RefSeq lists its product as uncharacterized. Bases 1 to 1491 code for a protein of 496 amino acids. Gene Ontology annotation, molecular function: transmembrane transporter activity. The record is from RefSeq and is a predicted model, not a curated record. Gene Ontology annotation, biological process: transmembrane transport. Gene Ontology annotation, cellular component: membrane. NCBI's taxonomy places the organism in Eukaryota, Fungi, Ascomycota, Sordariomycetes, Hypocreales, Hypocreaceae. The transcript is spliced from 6 exons.